AACAGCUCUGCGCUCGUACCGAGAGCGCGUCUCCGGGAAGAGAAAGCGAGCAGCGCUUGGCUUGCCAAGAAAGUAACCCAAUCCUCCCGGCGGGCGGGGUCUGGGACUGAUGUAACAGGAAACGGGGAUGUUUCCUUUGCGCUGCGGAUCGCUUACAACCGGACCACGCUCGCCAGUCCCUCUUCAGACCCAGCCGCCUCCUCCGGAGGGCAGAGCGCAGCAAAGCCGCUUCACUUCGCCCCAUCUCCCAACUUGGAUUGUACCUGCCUCUCCGGACCGCCUCCUUUGUUGUGCGCUUCGACUCCGCUUCGCAUUUGCCUUUUUGGGGUGUGGGGGUGGGUGUGGAAGGGGGCAAAGCUGCCACCGAAACGAAGAACCCACCGAGAGUUUCACGCACAUCCGAUCGUCUUGCCUACGGUGCCGCCGGGAGGAAGAGCUUUGGGGUGUUCCUCAGCUCAUCCUCCAACCCCUUCCUCAGAUGGAACAGCAAAGAUUCAACAGCAAAAGCAUUCACGACACCGACGCUUCUUUGCUGAACUACAGUGCAACAACGACACUAGCUAUAUUGAGUGAUGGAGACAAACUGGAUCAUGCAGAUGUGUUCCUCUUAGCUCUGACAUUGAUUUUUGUCACGGCGGUUCCGGACGAGAAUGCAACCAAGGACGGCUAUAUAAAAGGGGAUGCGAACGAAACCGAAGAUAUCUUUGCACUAAGCAUAAGUGAUAAAAUCAUGACAGCACAGUUUGAAUGUUACCAGAAAAUUAUGCAAACAUCUUCUAAAAAGAAUGAAGGUCCUCAUUGCAAUAGGACAUGGGACGGCUGGUUGUGCUGGGAUGAUGCCGCUUUGGGGAAAACAGUCGUCCAGAACUGCCCUGAUUACUAUCAGGACUUUGACCCCUCAGAGAAAGUUUUUAAGACCUGUGAAGUAAAUGGGCAAUGGUUUGUGCAUCCCGAAAGCAACAGAACAUGGACAAACUACACACGCUGUAGUUUAGGAGUAAGCGAAAAACUGAAGACAGCUAUGAAUUUGUAUUACCUCACUAUCAUUGGUCAUAGCCUUUCAAUAGUUUCACUUUUGAUUUCCCUUGGCAUAUUCUUCUUUUUUAGGAGCCUGAGUUGCCAGAGGAUCACGUUGCAUAAAAAUCUCUUUUUCUCUUUUGUUUUCAACUCCAUCGUUACAGUCAUUUCUCUCACGGGAGUUGCCAACAACCAACAGCUGGUUCAUCAUAAUCCAGUCGGAUGCAAAGUGGCUCAGUUCUUCCAUCUUUAUUUAAUGAUCUGCAAUUACUUCUGGAUGCUCUGCGAAGGCAUUUACCUGCACACGCUCAUUGUGGUGGCUGUAUUUGCAGAAAAGCAGCACUUACUGUGGUAUUACCUUCUCGGAUGGGGAUUCCCGCUCAUUCCUUCCUGCAUACAUGCUGUAGCAAGGACCCUAUAUUACAACGACAACUGCUGGAUCAGUUCAGAGACUAAUCUAUUGUACAUCGUUCAUGGUCCUAUUUGUGCUGCUUUAUUGGUGAAUCUUUUUUUCCUCUUGAACAUUGUGCGCGUGCUGAUCACCAAGCUAAAGGUCACCCACCAAGCAGAAUCCAAUCUCUACAUGAAGGCCGUCAGAGCCACCCUCAUUUUAGUGCCGCUUCUGGGCAUCGAAUUUGUACUGUUUCCCUGGCGGCCCGUGGGCCAUAUCGCCGAGGAGAUUUAUGACUAUGUGAUGCAUAUCCUUAUACACUAUCAGGGCUUGUUGGUGGCAACCAUUUUCUGCUUUUUUAAUGGCGAGGUCCAGUCUGUUCUGAGGAGGAACUGGAAGCAAUACAGGAUCCAAUUUGAGCACAGCUUUUCUCACUCGGACGCCCUUCGCUCGGCUUCCUACACAGCCUCCUCGAUCGUCGACGGUCAAAGCUUCAGCUACAAUCGCGAGUGCAACGGUGAAUAUAUGAACGGCAAAAGCAUUUACGACACGGAAAAUGUUGUUUUUAAAGCCGAGAAGCUGUACGGCUGAUUCUCAAAGACUCUUUAUUCCCACCCUCAUGAUAUUUUGAAAGGAUGACUCCAGGAGCCAGCAAGACAGUCCCCCCCCACCCACUCACACUUUUUUUGGUCAGUCUUUGAACUCGGCUACUCUUGAAGGAUGUGACGGAUUUCAAUUUCUUUCUCACAUGUGCUCAUGCCUUAGCAUAUCUCGGCAUGUGAGUGCUUGCUCUUUGUUUGUACACUGGAGCUGGUCUUGCCCACCAACUGAAGUUUCAUGCUCUGACCUCUGGGUGCCCAACCUUCGGAGAAAUACUGGCUGAAGUUUUCACGGGGAUCAAUCAAGCUCUAGAUCUACAUAUGUGUUUUGUACAUAUAGAUAUGUGUCAGGAUAGAUAGACGUUGCCUCUUCGGCUUCUACCGUGUAGACAAAGUGGGCAAUUCUUUUGUAUGACGGGAAUCAAGGGAAGUUUCGGUUUAUUUUCAGCGGUUUUGUAUCAUGACUGUGGGUUGUCCAAGAGGCUGUUUUGUAUGCUCAGAAGAACUCGUAAAUGCUGUAUUUAUCAUGUCGUGUUGUCUUAAGUGCAGCCAGCAGAGCAGCCUAAAUAAGUAUUGGAAAGGAUGCAAUGAUUGUAAAGUAUUCUAUAUGUUGACUGUGCAACAUUUAACUCUGACAAAGAUAGAUAUAAAUCUGCAGUAUAGACAAUGGCUCUGAUUUGAUUGACAUUAGUCGUUGACUAACCUGCUCCAUUUGCUUCAGUGGGACAUGCUAUAAUACAAUGGACCCUUACUUGAGAUUGAGGCCCAUGGAAUUUGAUGUGAACAGCUCCUGGGUAUAUAUGAACAGGAUUGGGCCGUUAGUCACAACUUGCUUUCUCUGACCCAAUGAUUUAGCUCGUAUUGACCACUAUUUGAAAUGCAGGGUGUCACAAAGCCAUGGGGAAUCUUCGGGCCCGAAUGCUAUGCUUUGCUUCUUCAUCUUUUCGUUCAGCUCCUCUAAGGAAUCUCUCCCUCGAGUUUCCCUUUCCUUUUUGCACAAGGAUCUGUUUUUGAAUGUGCACAAAGUGAAGCGACCGUGUGCUCCUUGGUGCACAUUGUCGAAUAGCAUAUAUGAAGUUUGCACUAGAGGAAGUAGCAGGUUUGUAUUUCGUAAGAGGAAGAAAAUCAGGCACUUAAAACUCACAUUCAGUGAUGCGCAAUGCAAUGCAAUGCAAUGCAACACAAUGCAAUUAAUCGUUUCCAGCUGGUUUGUCUCCUAGGUCCUAGAUGUUUCAGCCAGAGCACAGAUUUGGAUGUACUGCAGCUGCGCACUCUUCUUGUGGUACAGAAACCUGGCUGACUAUAUACUGAUGGGAAAGGCAGUGAUGGGAGAAUGAGUUGGCCAUAGCUAAGGCUUAUGGACCCAGGAGUCUGCAUUGGCGGCAGCGCUUACAGUAAUUUGGUAUAGAAGGCAUAGGGCAGGGAUUAGGGCUGGGCAGUAUCUGUUUUUCAACAUCAUGGUAUAUUGCCAGCCAAACGUCACAAUAUACCAAUCUAUCACGGUGUUGGAAAUAAGGAUGGAACUAUGUAGAGGUGAACCGUAGGGCUAGGCAGUAUUCGGUUUCCAGCUUCCUGAUACAUUGUGAUAAACUGAUCUAUCGCAAGGUCUGAAAUAAGGAUGGAGCUGUUUUUAAACUUGGCGAUAUAUCACCAGCGAAACAUCGCGAUGUACUGAUAUAUCACGAUGUCAAGUUAUGCAGAGGCGUUGACCGGCCCUCACGGUUCUCCCCACAUUGUAAGUUUUUCAUAGCGUGUACGCAUCAUGAUUUGCAAUGUAUUGCCAGGUCCAAAACUAUGAAGACGAUGUCGUGAUAUGGACUCCGAACUGGACUUCAAAUCGCUAUAUUGCCCAGCCCUAACAGGUCAAAAGAGGUGCUAGAAAAAGAGGUGCUGGAACUCACCAUGAAAGCCACCCUUGUUCUCUUAUAAUGGCAAUGGCACCGACCUGAGAGGGGUCGGAAUCGAGUUCCGGUGAGUUCCAGCUGGAAAAAAAGCCCUGGGGAUGAGGAACCUGUGGCACCUCCGAUGUUGCUGGACUGCAACUCCUCUCAUUCCACGUAUACCCCCCAAAAUACUUAAAUCCAGCAGAAGUCAGUGGGAUGCAAUGUAGCUUAACUGCAUGCAAGAAAACCUUCUGGGAGCCUUAGCCUCUUGAGGUCUGCAUGUAAGUGUGAUAUUCUUGUUUCUCAUGCCUUUCCCAAACUUUAUUCUGCUGUCUCCACUUACACUGAGAAGGGCUUUAGUCUGUGGAUAACACCACUGGUGCAUUUUUAAAUGAUGAGGUAUUUUAAUUUUAGAUCAUGCAUAUUGACUAGCAGGAAAAAGCUACGAGAGCACAUGGACCUAAGGUGAAAUAAAUUCCCCAAAAGACUUAGGAACAAAGAAAAUGGGUGUGGGGGUGUGUGGUGGUUCCUUUAAAAUGUCUACUCACUGCUACUGGUGAUAGAGCAGUCUCAUACCAAUGUGGUUCAACUUCUGACUUCUUAUGAAAGGACUGGCAAGGAACAAAAUGAAGCCCCUUCGUCUUUCUCAGAACAACAUCUGCCUAGAAAUGCCAUGGUGCAAUGUGAAGUGUUCCAUUUCCUUGUUUUUUUCAAGGUUGUAUGUUAAUUGUCAUUUAACAGGCUUCAAUAGGCAGCUAAUUUUGUGAUUAAUGCUUUUGAGGUUUGAAAAAGCUUUGAAUGGUUGCCAUCACGAUCGCAUAAUCGCAUUCAGAUGCUUUAGGGAAAGCUCGGCAAAUUCUUGUUAUUUUGUUAUUUAGGAUGGCAUUUGGCGGAGUAAUGAAAUGUAUUGAAACAGCCAUGUGGUGUUACAAAAUUCUAGCCACUGGGUUCUUGGAGCCAUUCCUGUCAUUUGAAAAAGCAUGGAUUUAUUCAGGGUUGUGUGUUGCCUGUGAUUCCAUGGCAGUGCGUAAACUCUACAGGAUUCAUGUUCCUAAGAAUAUCUUCUUCUUUUUAGAUUUAUAAAAAAAAAUGGUUGAAAAAUGUGUGGUCCGAUCUCAGAAUCCAGGAGUCAGAGGGAAAUCUUCCACUGAAAGAUCCUUCCAGUCCCUUUGGGUAGCUCCUCCUCUCCGUGACUAAAUUAUGCAAAUAUAUUCCAUUUUAUGUAGGUCACAGCAUUCAGAUUUUGGGUGCAAAGGAGUUUUUAAAUCUUAAUUUUCACUAGCUUACAGUGCUGUACUUACAGUGUGUCAUCUGGAAACACAUCUGGGCCUAAAGUUGCACAAUAAACAUGUUUUAAUUCUAUUAGACGCAUCUUUCUUGGAGAGAUGACACACAGAUUUGCCCUACCCACGGUGUCACUGAAGGACAGAUGUUCGUUUUACAACUUUCUUUUCUGUGGAGCUUGCUCAUGGGUGCGGUACCUUAGGGCUCUUCCCUUCCUUUUCAAAAGCCAUGCAAAAGGAGAGCUUUGAAAUGUCAUUUUGUCUGUAGAUUUUAAUCUAGCAGGCUGCUGCGUUGGCCCAAAUCUGAGGUAAAGUCAGAAUCGUUUCAUUGCAUCCAAAGCCAAGCUGUGAGUCUCGGGACAUGCUGUGACUUUCUUUUGUAAGCAGGGCGAGAAGGCUCUGCAUAUGCAGUCUGGAAUCAGGAAUAUUCCUUCCAAAGAAGACGAUGGAAAGCACUGGAAACACAGAACUUUGGAUUGUGGCCAUGCGUGCCACGAUGCACCUCAACAACAGCCAUUCCUUUCUUUAUUUCUAAGUAACUCCACCUCUGCUCCCCUCCCCCCCCAAAAAAAAGAAUUCUUACUUUCUUUGAGACCCACAUAUCAUUUCUGUACACUGUCCUGGAUGUUAGGUCAUUGUAACUUGAGUGCUACAA
Zootoca vivipara (common lizard) is the source of this 5828-nucleotide messenger RNA. The record is from RefSeq and is a predicted model, not a curated record. NCBI's taxonomy places the organism in Eukaryota, Metazoa, Chordata, Lepidosauria, Squamata, Lacertidae.